AUGGCCGCUCAGUCAACGCUUCAGCAUCGAGAGGAUCCGCUGGUGGUACUAUACAACUAUUAUGUCAACCUUACUCGUGCUCGGAUAAAGCGCUCAUCGAAAGCCGCCAAAAUCGUUGCCACAAUCGCCCUGCUCCUCUCCAUCAGGAGAAAGGAACACGCACAGGGGAGGCGGCUACUCCGUCGUAAUUCGGGGAUUCGUGGGAAGGAUGGAACGCGAACGAUCUACGUGCCUUACAAGGGAUCCAUGACCUCCAAGGUCAAAAUCUACCCUACCAAACCCACGACGUUUGACGCGCACCGACGGCUAUUCCUCAAUCCUCCUGCUGCCGCCCGGGUAGGGGACGGGGCGCCGACCAGCCAAACCCCACCACCGAUGACGAAGCCAGGCUUGAACCUCGCUUUUCUGCAUCAGUUUCUGAGUCUGGGGAGCAUCAUGGUGCCCAGAUGGAGCAGCAAGGAGACCGGUCUCUUGAUGGGUCAUGGUGUCUUUCUGCUGCUACGGACGUAUCUGUCUCUGCUGAUUGCACGCCUUGACGGUGAAAUCGUGCGAGAUCUCGUCGCCGGUAAGGGCCGGGCCUUUGCUUGGGGCAUUGUGAAGUGGUGCGGCAUCGGAACGCUUGCAUCAUACACCAAUGCCAUGAUCAAAUUCCUCCAGUCAAAGGUGUCUAUUGCGUUCCGCACUCGACUGACGCGGUAUAUUCAUGAUCUUUACCUUACGAACGAUAACAAUUACUACAAACUGAUGAACCUGGACGGCAGCAUUGGACAAGGGGCGGAUCAGUUCAUCACACAAGACCUUACUCAAUUCUGCUCUGCGGCAGCAUCCCUCUACUCCUCAAUGGGAAAGCCAAUGGUGGACUUGUUCGUCUUCAACUACCAGCUUUAUCGAUCCCUGGGACCGUUAGCUCUUACUGGAAUUCUCACUGGUUAUUUCAGCACGGCAGCAGUCCUCAGGAGGCUGUCUCCUCCUUUUGGGAAAUUGAAAGCGGUUGAAGGGAAGAAGGAGGGAGACUUCCGCAGCCUGCACUCCAGACUUCUCGCCAAUGCAGAGGAGAUUUCGUUCUACGGUGGCGCGGACAUUGAACGCGUUUUCCUGGCACGAAGCUUCAAAGACCUCCAGCGAUGGAUGGAGGGGAUAUAUAGUCUGAAGAUUAGGUACAAUAUGCUUGAAGACGUGAUCUUGAAGUAUGCCUGGUCUGCUUUUGGGUACCUCGUCACAUCUCUGCCGAUCUUCCUCCCUGAAUGGGGCGGCUCCGGCGGCACCCUUGAGUUGCUGGACCUACCGGAAGGUACCGGUCGUGAGCGUGACCGUAUGAAAGAAUUCAUCACGAACAAACGCUUGAUGCUGUCGUUGGCGGACGCGGGCGGCCGUAUGAUGUAUAGCAUCAAGGACAUUUCGGAGUUGGCCGGCUACACAUCGAGAGUUUACAGCCUCAUCUCCACCCUCCACAGAGUCCAUGCCAAUGCAUACUACCCCCCGCGUGAUUCUGGCGCAGAACUUUACUCCUUGGCGGAUGUUCAGGGAACGAUUCACAAUGGCUUCGACGGCGUGCGUCUCGAGCAAGUUCCAAUCGUCGCGCCAUCGCUCUAUCCCCGCGGCGGCGACGAGCUCCUGGAGUCGUUGUCGUUUGUCGUGCACUCUGGAGACCACCUGCUGAUUUCCGGACCCAAUGGCGUUGGCAAGUCUGCCAUUGCCCGGGUUGCAGCCGGCGUUUGGCCCGUGUAUCGUGGCUUGGUCAGCCGGCCACGGGGCUUUGGGCUCGAUGGCAUCAUGUUCCUGCCCCAACGGCCAUAUCUGAGCGUGGGAACGCUGCGGGAUCAGGUCAUCUAUCCCCAUACGGAAAUUGACAUGCGCGAAGCCGGAGUUUCCGAUGCUGCGCUGCAGAGAAUUCUGGAUGAUGCCCAUCUGGGCUAUCUUCCUUCGCGGGAGGGCGGAUGGGACUCUCGGAAGGAGUGGAAGGAUGUUUUGAGCGGCGGGGAGAAACAGCGCAUGGCCCUGGCCCGCAUCUACUAUCACGAGCCUCGGUACGCUUUUCUCGACGAGGGAACCUCUGCCGUCUCGUCCGACGUGGAAGGAUUGCUGUAUGACCGAGCCAAGGAGCGAGGAAUCACUGUGAUUACGAUCUCCACGCGCGCAUCGUUGAAGAAGUACCACACCUACAGCUUGAACAUCAGCAUUGGGGCUGAAGGUGAACAGUGGGAGCUGGAACGGAUCGGCACGGCCAAGGAGAAGCUGGGGGUGGAGAAGGAGAUCCAAGAGAUUCGCAAGCGACUGGACAAGGUAGAGGAGUGGAAACGGCGGCGCAAGGAGAUUGAGGAGGAGUUACGCCGGGUUUGGGUGGAAGAGGGCGAACUCGCUCCCCCGCCUUAUGAGACAGAUUCUGAGGUUGUGGAAGUCAUCCCCAUCGAUCGGACGUAUAGCGAUGGGGAUCGCGCUGGGUGGCCCACGGACGCGAUGUUCGACAUGCCCGACGAUAGCUUCUACCGCCGCAAGAUCGCUCGCUUGUGGGUGCAGAAGGUCGGCACUUAUAGACCGGGCAAGGACUACAUUCUGGAUACUUUACCCGAUGGAUUCGCCAUAUUCGACAGACCCCGAGGGACAGACCCUGACAUCCCCGAUAUCGUAGACAGCGAAGGCACGCCCGACGUGUUCAAGACGGCCGUGCUCGAACUUUACCGGACCAAGGGCGAGGUAGACAUCAGGAUCAGGGAGCCCAGCAGCAUGGACUGGCGCGCCGAGCGGGCCCCGCUGCACGAGUACCUGGAGAAACUGACCCUGCUGCCCUCGUUCGUCCCGCGCGCCGGCGAGCUCGUGCUGUGGACGACAGAAUAUCAGGGCAAGCUCGCCUGGAACCCCGAGGCGGGUCAGGUGCAGAUCUACCGGCACAAGCGGUGGCACGGGGCGCCGGAGUGGCGGGCGGGCGUCUGUCUCCGGCCGUUCGGCGCCUACGAGCACUUCUUGCAGGGCAUCCCGCCCGACCAGCUGCAUCCGUCUAUCGCCAAUGCCAUGACCGUCAUGGCCUCGUUCAGCCUGCUGGAAAAGUACCGCUUCCACGGAACGUGGCCCGACGCGGCGAUCUACUGUCGCGGGAUCUUCAUUGGAGCGGAGCUUCUGGUGGUUGGCGACGCCGUCCGUCUGAAACCGCCCGCCACGGCUGCCGCAGGCGCUCCUACUGCCGCAGCGGACCAUGAGGUGCUGGUCAUGGUCAUCCAGGAGGUCCGGCUGGAGCUACGGGGAUGCGACCCGGACCCGCGGUCCAAGCAGCUGGCGGAGACCUAUCAGGUGCGCAUCCAGGGCAAAGUGUACACGACGAGCCGCGCACGAGCGCUGCAGUCUCACACACAACACCAACCACCACACCCACUAACCGCAGACGAGAUCGCCAGCGCCUUCCACUACGUCGGCAUGAGCGGGUACGGCGACUGGUACGCGCUGCACGUGGCCAGUGUGUCGCAGGACAUGGUGCUCGGCCGGUGCUAUGAGCCCGACGCGAUGCAGCUGCUGUUCCGGUCGUUGGGGCUGCACCACGAUCUCGCCGGCGUGCUGCGCGGCCGGGAGUAUUCGCGGCAGACGGACGAGCGCAUCCGGCCGGGCCAGCGCUGGUUCUGGGGCGACUUCCGCACGCAGACGCUGGCGCUGGACCUGCUGAACGGCGAGGACGUCGGGCAUUAUAGCGAUGUGCGCGACGUCAAGAUGUGGCGCGCCAAUCUGCGGGUCAUCGAUGGGGUAGCCAAGGCGGCGGAUUUCCGCGACGCCAGGAUUCCGGGCGAUGUCGGCCGGCCGUCAACGAAGACUGCCUCGAACUUUGCGAAGGUGGGCAAGCUCAGUAAGCUGGUGAGUACGGGGCUGGGCGCGGGGGACGGAAGUGCGGUGGGGAGUUCGGCGGAGGAUGGGGGGACGAGUCAGAUGGAGGCGGAGAGUGAGGAGGACGAGGAGGAGGAGGAGGACGAGGACGAGGACGAGGACGAGGCAGAGGAGUUCAUGCUGAGGAUUGAUCAGUUACGAGGGGGCACCGAGGAGACGGAAGGAGGGGACUACGAACCCGAGGAAGAGGAAAAGCCUCAGCACAAGCGCGUGCGCACGAUGCAGGGUCGAUAA
This is a messenger RNA of Aspergillus saccharolyticus JOP 1030-1, 4101 nucleotides long. RefSeq lists its product as uncharacterized. Gene Ontology annotation, biological process: very long-chain fatty acid catabolic process; long-chain fatty acid import into peroxisome; fatty acid beta-oxidation. Gene Ontology annotation, molecular function: long-chain fatty acid transmembrane transporter activity; ABC-type transporter activity; ATP binding. Gene Ontology annotation, cellular component: peroxisomal membrane. NCBI's taxonomy places the organism in Eukaryota, Fungi, Ascomycota, Eurotiomycetes, Eurotiales, Aspergillaceae. The record is from RefSeq and is a predicted model, not a curated record. The transcript has 6 exons. The coding region runs from base 1 to 4101 and encodes 1366 amino acids.